AUGCCCACGGCGUUGGAAUCCCUCUCCAGGUCCUCCACGGAGGCCCCUCCGUUAGUGAAGCUCCUGAUCCUCAUUACGGGCAGCGUCGCGGCGGUGAAGACCGGCCUCCUGCUCGACCAGCUCGCCGGCGAGCACUGCAGCAUCCGCAUCGCGACGACCAAGUCCGCCCUCCACUUCCUCCACCGCGCGGAGCCCUCGAAGACGGGCAUCCCCUUCCAGAGCAUCCUCACCGACGAGCAGGAGUGGGCGACGUGGCAGCGGAUGAACGACGCCAUCGUCCAUAUCGAGCUCCGGCGUUGGGCGGACCUCGUCGUGAUCGUCCCGCUCGACGCCAACACCCUCGCGAAGCUCGCGAACGGUCUCUGUGAUAAUCUUGUCAGCUCCGUCAUGCGCGCGUGGGAGGUGCAGCGGAAGCCGGUAAUCCUCUGCCCGUCGAUGAACACCGCGAUGUGGAUGCACCCGAUCACGGCGAGGCACCUGGCGGAGCUCCGGGGGUGGUACGCCGUGGAGGGGAAGGGAAAAGGAAAGGAGGAGGGGGAGGAUCCCUCCACCGCGGGAGAGGGGGCACCGCCGGUGAGCCCCCUCCCGAAGACCCUCGCCGAGGCGAUGUUUCAGGUCGUGAACCCCGUUUCGAAGCGGCUGGCGUGCGGGGAUAUUGGUAUUGGCGGUAUGGCACCCCCCGAGGAGAUCGCCGCGGUGAUAACCCAAACCAUGGCGCUGAUACGCGAGAAGAAGCUAAGCGAAAUGGCUGCAUCCGAACUGACAAACUGA
This is a messenger RNA of Phytomonas sp. EM1, 771 nucleotides long. The record is from the annotation of a GenBank genome assembly. NCBI's taxonomy places the organism in Eukaryota, Euglenozoa, Kinetoplastea, Trypanosomatida, Trypanosomatidae.